Solanum verrucosum is the source of this 661-nucleotide messenger RNA. RefSeq names its product F-box protein PP2-B10-like. The transcript is spliced from 2 exons. The coding region runs from base 62 to 661 and encodes 199 amino acids. Lineage: Eukaryota; Viridiplantae; Streptophyta; Magnoliopsida; Solanales; Solanaceae. The record is from RefSeq and is a predicted model, not a curated record.
UGUGAUUUGAUAUGUCAAAUAGAGUUUUUCACGAGAUAAGAAAACGGGAAAGAAAUGUUUCAUGAUAGCAGCAAGAGGACUUGAUAUUGAAUGGAGUAAUACACCAGACUAUUGGGAAUGGUUACCUCAUUCUGACUCCAGAUUUGGGGAAGUGGCUAAACUCAAGUGGGUUUGUUGGCUUGAUAUUCGAGGCAAAAUUGAAACUCGAAGACUAUCAAAAAGAACCAAAUAUGUUGCUUAUUUAGUGUUCAAAUUGGAAGAUAAAUUCCAUGGCCUUGAAACCGUUAAUGCAGUUGUUAGAUUUGUUGAUUCUAUGAGUGUAAAAGAAGCGGAACAACGAGCUAGUGUUGUACAUUUUGCAGGACAAGGAUCUAGAGAGACACUACCCUUCAAAAGAGCUGAUGGAUGGAUGGAAUUAAAAAUGGGAGACUUUUUCAAUGAUGCAGGAGAAGACGGAGAUGUUGAUGCUCGAUUAAUGGAGACUCAGCGUCUCGAAGCAAAAGGUGGCCUCAUUGUUCAAGGAGUGGAGUUUCGCCCCGAAGGUUCAAGGAGUGGAGUUUCAAGGAGUGGAGUUCCGCCCCGAAUGAAGAAGAGAAGAAUCCUCCUCUUACUAUGCCUUAUUGUUUUGGUCUUAUUUGGAUUGAUUCAAGUACUUUUAUAA